This is a messenger RNA of Diaporthe amygdali, 2112 nucleotides long. RefSeq names its product tol protein. The transcript has a single exon. NCBI's taxonomy places the organism in Eukaryota, Fungi, Ascomycota, Sordariomycetes, Diaporthales, Diaporthaceae. The record is from RefSeq and is a predicted model, not a curated record. Bases 1 to 2112 code for a protein of 703 amino acids.
AUGUCUGGCUCAUCAACAAAGAGGCGGGCUCACAACUCCAUUCCACCAAGUGACAAGCACCCCCGCAUCGAGUCUUCAGGUAGUCAACGCGAUGCAGUCGGCAGGACUCCAGGAAACGAGGCAGCUUCUAGUACCACAGGCGAAGCUGGCAAGAUAUGUCAUGGAUGUCGCAAGAUCGAUUUGGAAUCGAUUUUCUGUGAGAACAUGCAAAAUCCAAAACUCCACAAGAUCUGGGGCGGUCGAAGGUUUUCGUUGCAACAUAUGAAUCCACAAAACAGCUGUCCUUUGUGCAAGUUCUUCAACCACGCGAAGACCCCUCCAAUAGAAGAAACCGAAACCGAUCCGAUAUACCAACUGCGUGUUUUCCCCGCAAAGAGUGAACUAGGUGCUUGGAAGCUUGACUUCGAUAACUCGCCGGGCUUUGUCGUCCUUCCUUCCAGCGGACGUUAUCCCGCCUCAUACCAAAAUACCCAAGGAAUCAUUUUGGAGCUCGACGAUUCACGUAAUAAGCUUUCGGGUCGUCAGAUCCUGCCUCGUGUCGAUCUCUCUCUUCUCAAAGGAUGGCUGGGGUUUUGUGAUAACAAUCAUAAAUCGCUCUGCAAGAAGCCCAUCUCGCAGAUGCCCCGAGGCUUCCGCGUGAUAGAUUGCUCAACGCGGAAGAUUGUGUCAUGGGAGAGUGCUGUUGACCACAAGCACUACGUUACCCUCAGCUAUGUCUGGGGAAACGCUGAGGCGGGCUAUGCGGUGUCUAAAGACUCUCUUUUGGGCCCAUUGCCCAGAGCCAUCGAGGACAGCAUUGUCUUCACAACUAGUCUCGGCUACCGAUAUCUAUGGAUAGACCGGUACUGUAUUCCUCAGGACAACAUCGCAGACAAGCAGUUGCAAAUCCAGAGCAUGGGUUUCGUCUACGAGAACGCUGCCGUGACAAUUGUCGCUGCAGCCGGCGAUGGUCCUCAUCACGGAUUACCCGGAAUCGGUGCGACGCCUCGAGAAUCCCAGCCCAGUGUAAAGAUUGGAAGCAGGACGCUCGUGUCCAUUCCAUACCCGAAGAAAGAAAUCCUGAACUCGAAAUGGAACAGCCGGGGUUGGACUUACCAAGAAGGACUCCUCUCUCGAAGAAAGCUCAUCUUCACUGACACGCAGGUGUAUUUCCAGUGUAACGCCAUGCACUGUCUCGAGAGCAUCCAAAUUCCACUCGAGAGGUUGCAUAUACACAACAAUAGCCGGAUGCAGGACGACGUGGAUAUGUCUAGAGUUUUUCCCCGCCGAGAACUCGGCAAAUCCAUCAUGGAUCUGGAUGAUCGGCUGCAAGAGUACCUGCGGCGGGAUCUCACGUUCGACAGCGACAUAUUGAAUGCCUUUAGAGGGGUUCUGUCUGCUUUUGAGCAUAGGUUCCCAAAGCGCAUGAAAAGCCUCCACGGAAUCCCAAUCUACUCAAAUCCGUUUUCGACGACCGAUUUAGAAGCUUUCGUCUUCGGCUUAUCAUGGUUGUCUCUCGGAUCCCGUGACGACCAAGAGCCGCAACGACGGCCGGAGUUUCCAAGUUGGACAUGGGCGGGCUGGAAAGUAUCAGGGGUUAUGUUCCAUUUUGGCGGCGCAACAUGGGAUGUAUCAACGCCUUCACUUGUUGAUAUAUCUGUAGAGUAUGCCGAUGGGCAAGUGCUUCCGUGGAACGGGAACCAAGACCGUAUUCUCGCUAAUGACCGCUCGGGCUCCCCUCCCAGCUUUCUCCGCAUAUGCGGCCCGACUCUUGAGGUUCAAAUAUCUCCAGAUGGCGAAAUACUAGGGGACGAUGAAGGUGGGAUUUUGGAACAGCAGAGAGCACAACUCAUGGCUAGCAGGAUUCGAGAGGCGACGCGCCGGUAUCCAUAUAGCGCUCAUCGAGCAAAGGCAAACGACGACGGGACUUUUCCGCUCACCUUUCUUGUUUUGGGCCAUUCGGAUUAUGAUAUAACUUUUCUUAUCCUCUGUCAGCCCGAGGGUUGCCUCCAUUUUGAGCGAGUUGCUUCCGGUUUUAUUGGAAAGUGCCCAGCGGAUUGGGAUUUCGAGGUAAAGCUGAUCAUGCCCGAUGCCUUGAUGGGCUGGACAAGGCGAGAGGUCCGGAUAGGAUGA